AUGGUGAAGAACACAUACAUGCGCUGGCGGCUGCCGCUCGUCUGCCUCCUCUGGGAGGUCGCUAUGAUCGUCCUCUUUGGGGUCUUUGUGCGCUUUGACCCCGAAGCCGAUGCGCACUGGAAGGAGGAGCAGCGCCAGAAGAAUCUCACCAGUGACACAGAGAACGAUUUCUACUUCAGGUAUCCAUCUUUCCAGGAUGUCCACGUGAUGAUCUUCGUGGGUUUUGGCUUCCUGAUGACAUUCCUCCAGCGCUAUGGCUUUGGAGCUGUUGGCUUCAACUUCCUCCUUGCUGCCUUCGGGAUCCAGUGGGCUCUCCUGAUGCAGGGCUGGUUCCAUUCUUUCGAGAACGGAAAGAUACUCAUUGGAGUGGAAAACCUGAUCAAUGCAGAUUUCUGCGUGGGUUCUGUCUGCAUCGCCUUUGGGGCCAUCCUGGGCAAAACCAGCCCCGUGCAGCUGCUCAUCCUGACGUUGUUUCAAGUCACGCUCUUUGCUGUGAAUGAGUACAUCCUCGUCAGCCUGCUCCACGUUAAAGAUGCUGGUGGGUCCAUGACCAUUCAUACCUUUGGAGCCUAUUUUGGCCUGACAGUGACCAGAAUUCUGUACCGGCCCAACCUGGAACAGAGUAAAGACAAGCAAGGCUCUGUGUACCACUCCGACCUCUUUGCUAUGAUCGGUACCCUGUACCUGUGGUUGUACUGGCCCAGCUUUAACUCAGCUGUUUCAAACCACGGGGAUGCGCAGCACCGAGCCGCCAUUAACACCUACUGCUCACUGGCCUCCUGUGUCCUCACCACCGUGGCCUUCUCCAGCCUGCUGCAGAAGAAAGGCAAGCUCGACAUGGUUCAUAUCCAGAAUGCAACGCUGGCCGGUGGCGUGGCUGUGGGGACCGGUGCGGAGAUGAUGCUGACUCCAUACGGAUCCCUCAUCGUUGGAUUCCUCUGUGGCAUUGUGUCCACUGUUGGGUUCGUCUACCUCAUGCCAUUCCUGGAGUCCAAGCUGCACAUUCAGGACACCUGCGGCAUCCACAACCUACAUGCCAUGCCGGGGCUUAUUGGAGGCAUUGUGGGGGCUGUCACCGCAGCUGCAGCUACUGAAGAGGUGUAUGGAAAGGAAGGGCUCAUCAGUGCCUUUGACUUCACGGGUGACUACAAGGAUCGGACGCCCAGUGUCCAAGGGGGGUUCCAGGCAGCUGGCAUUUUCGUGUCCCUGGCCAUGGCCUUGGCUGGGGGGGCCAUUGUGGGUGCUAUUUUGAAAAUGCCGUUCUUGGGGGACCCUGCAGAUGAGAACUGCUUUGAGGAUGAUGUCUACUGGGAGGUGCCUGAGGAUGAGGAGAGCAGCCUGUACCACAUGCAUGACCCCACCCUCAAACCUGUGACUUCCUAA
Molecule: messenger RNA, 1383 nt
Organism: Emys orbicularis (European pond turtle)
Lineage: Eukaryota; Metazoa; Chordata; Testudines; Emydidae
Gene: RHCG
Product: Rh family C glycoprotein
Exons: 10
Coding region: 1-1383 (460 amino acids)
Biological process (GO): ammonium transmembrane transport; ammonium homeostasis
Cellular component (GO): basolateral plasma membrane; apical plasma membrane; plasma membrane
Molecular function (GO): ammonium channel activity
Source: RefSeq, a predicted model, not a curated record